AUGUCUUCGGAUAAAAUGGAUGUCGACCCACGCGAGGGCGAAAUCGAUGAAUCAUUAUACUCGCGCCAGCUUUAUGUGCUUGGUGCUGAAGCCAUGAAGAAGAUGAGCGCAUCCAAUGUGCUUAUUGUUGGCCUUCUUGGUCUCGGUGUUGAGAUUGCCAAAAACGUGGCGCUUGCAGGUGUCAAGAGUAUCACUUUAUAUGAUCCCGCGCUUACCCAAAUCCAGGAUCUUUCGUCACAAUUCUUUUUAACCACAACAGAUAUCGGAAAACCUCGCGAUAAGGCCACAGCUAUCAAACUUUCUGAGCUUAAUCAGUAUGUGCCCAUUUCUGUGCUCGAGGGAGACCUCAGUGUUCUCGAGUCAGCAGAAACCCUUUCCAAAUUCCAAGUUGUUGUCGUUUCCAACUUGCCAAUUGAAAGCCAGUUUAAUAUUAACAAAUUUACACACGAGACUGGUCGUGGCUUUAUUUCCACUGAUACUCGCGGCUUGUUUGGAAAUGUUUUUGUCGAUUUUGGCGAAAAGUUUGUAGUCUCUGACAAGGAUGGCGAGGAGCCGCACUCUGGUAUUGUUUCUGACAUUGAUGAGAAGGGAAAUGUUGCAUGCCUCGACGACAACCGCCAUGGUCUCCAGGAUGGCGACUGGGUUCGCUUUUCGGAGGUUGAGGGCAUUGAGGCUCUGAAUGAUCCCCAGCAACACUACGAGGUCAAGGUGACUGGUCCCUUUGGUUUCAAUAUUGGUGAUGUCUCUGGUCUUGGAACUUAUGUCAAGGGUGGUAUUUACACACAAGUCAAGCGCCCUGUCGAGAUUUCUUUCCAAUCUCUGGAGCAGCAAAUUAAGACCCCAGAGUUUUUGAUUUCAGAUUUUGCCAAGUUUGACCGACCUAAUACUUUGCACGUUGCUUUCUUGGCUCUUCAAGGAUUCCAGAACAAGCAUGAGGGCAGACUCCCCCAUCCCCAUGACGAGGAAGAUGCUAAUGAACUGGUUGCUAUUGCAAGAACUGUCAAGGUGUCCCAAACCGACUUGGGCGAGUUUGAUCUGGAUGAGAAGCUGGUGAAGCAGCUUUCUUACCAAGCCCGUGGUGAUAUUCCUGCUGUGAAUGCAUUUUUCGGUGGUCUUGUUGCACAAGAGGUUUUGAAGGGUGUUUCUGGCAAGUUUGGGCCCAUCAAGCAGUGGAUGUACUUUGACUCUCUGGAGAGUUUGCCCAAGGAUGUGACAUUGACUAAGGAACUGGUUGCCCCCCAAGGCACCCGUUACGACAAUCAAAUUGCUGUUUUUGGCAAAGAGUUUGUUGAAAAGGUGCAGAAUCUGAAGGUGUUUUUGGUUGGUAGCGGAGCUAUUGGCUGUGAAAUGCUGAAGAACUGGGCCUUGAUGGGACUUGGUAGUGGGCCUAAUGGUAAGAUUAUUGUUACUGAUAAUGAUUCUAUUGAGAAGAGUAACUUGAAUCGUCAGUUUUUGUUUCGCCCGCGCGAUGUUGGUAAGCAAAAGUCCGAAGUUGCUGCAGCAGCUGUUGUCGCCAUGAACGGUGACUUGGCCAACCAUGUUGAUGCUAAGCAGGACAAGGUUGGAAGCGAGACUGAAAACAUUUUUGAUGAUGAUUUUUGGAAGCAGCUUGACUUUGUUACAAAUGCUCUUGAUAACGUUGAUGCCCGUACUUAUGUUGACCGCCGAUGCGUUUUCUUCAAGAAGCCACUUUUGGAAAGUGGUACACUUGGUACCAAGGGCAAUGUUCAAGUUGUUUACCCAUACUUGACUGAGUCCUACUCGUCCUCGCAAGACCCUCCAGAGAAGAGCAUUCCUUUGUGUACUCUUCGUUCAUUCCCUAAUAAGAUUGAUCAUACGAUUGCUUGGGCCAAGUCAUUGUUCCAAGGCUAUUUUACAGACAAUGCAGAGACUGUGAACUUGUACUUGUCUGACCCCAACUUUACUACCAAUGUUUUGGAGAAGAGCGGUGAUCAAAAGUCUAUGCUUGAGAUUCUUAAAGAGUAUCUUGUUGAUGAGCGACCUCUUACAUUUGAGGAGUGCAUUUCGUGGGCACGUCUUGAGUUUGAAAAGAAGUUUACAAAUGACAUUAAGCAAUUGCUUUAUAACUUCCCCAAAGAUGCAGUUACAUCUACUGGAUCUCCAUUCUGGUCUGGUCCUAAACGCGCCCCUAGUGCUGCUGUUUUCGAUAUUAACGACGAGAAUCAUUUUAACUUUAUUGUUGCUGCUGCCAAUCUCCGUGCUUUUAACUAUGGCCUGAAGGGUGGUGCUGAUAUUGAGACUUAUAAGCGGGUGAUUGCCAAGACCAAGGUUCCUGAGUUUAAGCCAGCUUCGAAUGUAAAGAUUCAGGUGGAGGAGAAUGAGUCAAACAAUGAGUCAACGAACAUUUAUGAUGACACUGAUGUUAUUGAGAAGUUGAAGCAGGAGCUUCCAUCACCUUCAUCACUUGCAGGCUUUAAGCUUGAUGUUGUUGAUUUUGAAAAGGAUGAUGACAGCAACCACCACAUUGACUUUAUUACUGCGGCUUCAAAUCUGCGUGCCAUUUGCUACCAAAUUGAGCCUGCUGACCGUCUUAAGACGAAAUUCAUUGCUGGCCGUAUUAUCCCUGCAAUUGCUACUACAACUGCUCUUGUGACUGGUCUUGUGUGCCUUGAGCUUUAUAAGAUUGUUGAUGGCGAGAAGAAGACCCUUGAGGACUUUAAGAAUGGGUUUGUGAAUUUGGCGCUUCCCUUUUUUGGAUUUUCUGAGCCUGUUGCAUCAUCCAAGUUCAAAUACAAGAUUAAUGCUGCUGGUGAUGAGAAGGCUGUAGACAAGAUUUGGAGUCGAUUUGACAUUUACGGUAACCCUACCUUGGGCGAUUUACUUGCCAAGUUCGAUAAGGAGGAAGGUUUGAAGAUUUCCAUGAUGUCUUCUGGGUCUACGCUGUUGUAUGCCAGCUUUUUGAUUGGCAAACACAAGCCGCGAUUGGCAAUGAAGAUGACAGAUGUUUUGGAGAAGGUCAGCGGCAAGCCACUUGGUAGUCAUGUCGAAACUCUUGUUUUUGAGAUUUGUGCUGAUGAUUACGAGGACAAUGAUGUUGAGGAUCUUCCAUUUAUUACACUUCAUCUUGAAUAA
Magnusiomyces paraingens is the source of this 3093-nucleotide messenger RNA. RefSeq lists its product as uncharacterized. Bases 1 to 3093 code for a protein of 1030 amino acids. Gene Ontology annotation, cellular component: SUMO activating enzyme complex; cytoplasm. Gene Ontology annotation, biological process: protein sumoylation. The record is from RefSeq and is a predicted model, not a curated record. The transcript has 2 exons. Lineage: Eukaryota; Fungi; Ascomycota; Dipodascomycetes; Dipodascales; Dipodascaceae. Gene Ontology annotation, molecular function: SUMO activating enzyme activity.